This is a messenger RNA of Magallana angulata, 2366 nucleotides long. Its product is annotated as heat shock protein 68-like. Gene Ontology annotation, cellular component: cytoplasm. The transcript has a single exon. Bases 241 to 2145 code for a protein of 634 amino acids. The record is from RefSeq and is a predicted model, not a curated record. Gene Ontology annotation, biological process: cellular response to unfolded protein; protein refolding. Gene Ontology annotation, molecular function: misfolded protein binding; ATP-dependent protein folding chaperone; ATP hydrolysis activity. Lineage: Eukaryota; Metazoa; Mollusca; Bivalvia; Ostreida; Ostreidae.
GGGAUUGAUCCUUCAUAUUCUAGAACACCGUUUCUCGUCGUGUCGCGAAAGAUCCAUAAUGGUAUAUAAGGUGCGAUCCGAGACCAAAAUGGCAGUCAAACACAAAUUGCCAAGUUUGAAACUUCGAAACUUUGAGUCAACUAGACUACGAUUCAGUAACAGUACAUACAAUAAUUUGUUUUAUCUACAAUUGAAAAAUUUAUUCAAUCGCUACUUUCACUUUAGUGUUUACAAACAAGCAUGGCAAGUAAAGCUCCAGCAAUCGGCAUCGACCUGGGAACGACGUUUUCCUGUGUCGGUGUAUUUCAACAUGGAAAAGUAGAAAUCAUCGCCAACGACCAAGGAAACAGAACGACGCCCAGUUACGUUGCGUUCACAGAUACCGAGAGACUGAUAGGAGAUGCGGCUAAAAACCAGGUAGCCAUGAACGCAAACAAUACAAUCUUUGACGCUAAGAGGCUGAUAGGCCGCAAGUUCAACGACGACAGUGUACAGUCCGACAUGAAACAUUGGCCGUUCACGGUGAUCAAUGAUGGAGGAAAGCCCAAGCUAGAAGUGGAGUUCAAGAACGAGAAAAAGAGAUUUACCCCAGAAGAAAUCAGCUCAAUGGUGCUGACCAAAAUGAAGGAGACAGCAGAAGCCUACUUGGGACAAACUGUCCGAGACGCAGUCGUCACCGUUCCUGCCUAUUUCAACAACGCCCAGAGAGAGGCCACUAAAGACGCCGGAGUGAUAGCCGGUCUCAAUGUUCUCAGGAUAGUAAACGAACCCACAGCUGCUGCUCUGGCUUAUGGUCUAGAUAAGAACAUUUCCGGUGAGAAAAACGUUCUCAUCUUUGACCUCGGAGGUGGUACAUUUGACGUGUCCAUCCUUACCAUUGAUGAGGGUUCCAUAUUUGAGGUUCGCUCCACUGCAGGGGAUACUCACCUGGGAGGUGAAGAUUUCGACAACAGAAUGGUCAAUCACUUUGUGCAGGAAUUCAAGCGCAAGUACAAUAAAGACAUUUCCAAAAAUAACCGUUCACUGAGACGACUCAGGACAGCUUGCGAGCGUGCCAAGAGAACACUGUCCAGCAGUUCUGAGGCCAACAUUGAGAUCGACUCGCUGUUUGAGGGAAUGGACUUCUACAGCAAAAUCACACGGGCUAGAUUUGAAGAAAUGUGUGCAGAUUUGUUCCGUGGAACCUUAGAACCUGUAGAGAAAGCCCUGAGGGACGCCAAAAUGGACAAAUCUAAAAUUCACGAGGUGGUUUUGGUUGGAGGGUCGACAAGAAUUCCAAAGAUCCAGAAAAUGCUGCAAGACUUCAUGGGCGGAAAAGAACUGAACAAGUCGAUCAACCCAGACGAAGCUGUGGCCUACGGUGCCGCUGUCCAAGCGGCUAUUUUGAAGGGAGAUAAGAGUGAUGCCAUCAAGGACGUUCUUCUGGUCGAUGUCACUCCACUGUCUUUAGGCAUUGAAACUGCUGGAGGGGUCAUGACAAAGAUCGUCGAACGAAAUGCCAAGAUUCCUACUAAAGCAUCACAGACCUUCACCACAUACUCCGAUAACCAGCCCGGUGUAUCCAUUCAGGUGUUUGAAGGUGAACGAGCCAUGACAAAAGACAAUAACAAAUUAGGUACUUUGGAACUGAAUGGAAUUCCUCCCGCCCCUCGAGGUGUCCCACAGAUUGACGUGGAGUUUGACAUUGACGCCAAUGGUAUCUUAAACGUAUCAGCCAAGGACAAGAGCACAGGAAAGUCCAAUAAAAUCACCAUCACCAACGACAAAGGUCGUCUGAGUAAGGCCGACAUUGAGAGAAUGGUGAACGAGGCCGAGAAAUACAAAGAGGAAGACGAUAAACAGCGUCAGAGGAUAGCGGCCCGCAAUCAGUUAGAAUCCUAUGUCUUCACCGUCAAACAGGCGGCAGAGGACACAGGAGACAAACUUCAGUCUGAAGACAAAGAGACAAUAUCCAGGGUGUGCAGUGAAACAGUGUCCUGGCUCGACAACAAUGCCCUGGCAGAGGUUGACGAAUAUGAAUUCAAAUUGAAGGAGGUUCAGAAGGUGUGUUCACCCAUCAUGGCCAAACUACACCAGAACGGGUCCACGGGAAAUCAAGGACCAGCUAGUUCUAGUCAGGGUCCGACUGUAGAGGAGAUGGAUUAAGUGUGAAGAAUAACUUAAUGAUAAUGAAACCUCAUAAUGUAUUAUGAACUUAGACCGGUACUUUCUAUGAAAGAUAUACUAUGUGAAAUGUUGUUGUGUUUUUUGAAUGAAAGUUGUUAUUUAUUCGAGAGAAUGAUAUAUUGUUUUUUAAAAUUGUCAUAUUAAUCAACUUAUAUAUACAAUUGUUGUUUGUUAAUAUUAUGAGAAUACAAAUAUUUGAA